This is a messenger RNA of Bombina bombina (fire-bellied toad), 3659 nucleotides long. RefSeq names its product frizzled-2. The transcript has a single exon. The record is from RefSeq and is a predicted model, not a curated record. Gene Ontology annotation, biological process: non-canonical Wnt signaling pathway; canonical Wnt signaling pathway. Lineage: Eukaryota; Metazoa; Chordata; Amphibia; Anura; Bombinatoridae. Gene Ontology annotation, cellular component: plasma membrane. Gene Ontology annotation, molecular function: Wnt-protein binding; Wnt receptor activity. The coding region runs from base 668 to 2329 and encodes 553 amino acids.
CUAGUUGGUUACCUUGCGUUGAUUGGUCAAUGCUUUUUUUGGGAAGGGUUUCUGGGACCAGGGAAGGGGGUGAAGGGCGGUUUCAAGGCGGCCCCUUAGUUUUGGCCAAAGAGCAAACUCCGGUCCCGGGACAGAGGGCGCCUUGAAACGGAAUGCUCCGGAGUGCGGAGAUCAGCGGAGCACAAAGAGAAAGUGGUCAGAACCGAGUGAGCACACCCGGUACCAACAGAGUUAACAAGCCUUGGGUACGGUGGUCCAAGCCGAUCUAAACAGAGCAAACAAUAACGGAGCCUCGAGUCAGUAAGCACAACGGAGCGAGUUACCGGUGAUAAUCUGGACGGUAUUUACCCCGGGAAAUUUGAUCCAAGCGCAAAAUAAGUGAACCGAUCCGAGGCAUCCUAAUUCAACAGGUCGGUAGAAAAGAGCGUAACUUUGGUCAACAAAUACGGACAGACCACAAGCAGUUGUCUGCAACUUCGUGACCUAACAGGGGGCCAGGAGGUAACCCAGGACAAUCUCAAUAUAGAGCGGAGUGACGUGGUAUAAGCAGAUAAGAGGUUAAAGGCCUCGACCAUAGAGACACAAGGACCGAAACUUUAGUGCAAUUCGCCAGGCUGGCUGCAGUCAUCUGGCUUUAAGAAACUGAAUUAAAGACACUUCUGCAAUCAUGAAGGAGGCCACCACAGCCAUUUCUUUCCAAAUGUUGGUCGUUUUCGCCCUGAAUCUCUUGGCUACUUCCCAACUGCAUGGAGAAAAGGGUAUUUCGGUGCCAGAGCAUGGCUUUUGCCAGCCCAUUUCCAUACCAUUAUGUACAGAUAUUGCCUACAAUCAGACCAUUAUGCCCAACCUGUUGGGUCAUACCAAUCAAGAGGAUGCUGGCUUGGAGGUCCACCAGUUUUACCCCUUGGUCAAAGUGCAGUGUUCCUCUGAGCUGCGCUUUUUUCUCUGCUCCAUGUAUGCACCAGUUUGCACUGUCCUAGAACAGGCAAUCCCUCCAUGUCGUUCAAUUUGUGAGCGUGCCCGGCAUGGCUGUGAAGCCCUAAUGAACAAGUUUGGUUUCCAAUGGCCUGAAAGAUUGAGAUGUGAGAACUUCCCACGCAAUGGUGCAGAGCAGAUUUGUGUUGGACAGAACCAUUCAGAAGAUAGAGUUCCAACUUUAUUGACAACUAGCCCACCCCAACAUGGUACUCCAGGGCAUCCAGCCUAUGCUACUCCAGAUCAUCCCUUUCACUGUCCUAGAGUUCUAAAGGUUCCUACCUACCUCAAUUACAGGUUCUUGGAGGAAAAGGACUGUGCAGCACCAUGUGAACCAGCAAAGAGUGAUGGUUAUAUGUUCUUCAGUCAAGAAGAGAUACGUUUUGCCAGAGUCUGGAUCCUUAUCUGGUCAGUGCUUUGCUGUGCCUCAACCUUUUUCACAGUGACUACCUACCUAGUGGACAUGCAGAGGUUCCGGUAUCCUGAAAGGCCCAUAAUCUUUCUGUCUGGCUGCUACACAAUGGUGUCUGUGGCCUACAUUGCUGGUUUUGUGCUGGGUGACAAGGUAGUGUGCAAUGAAAGCUUUUCAGAGGAUGGCUACAAAACUGUUGUACAAGGAACUAAGAAAGAAGGGUGCACCAUCCUAUUUAUGAUGCUAUACUUCUUCAGCAUGGCUAGCUCUAUUUGGUGGGUCAUCCUUUCUUUAACAUGGUUCUUGGCUGCUGGGAUGAAGUGGGGCCAUGAGGCAAUUGAAGCCAACUCGCAGUAUUUUCAUUUAGCAGCAUGGGCAGUGCCUGCUGUUAAAACUAUUACUAUUCUAGCUAUGGGGCAGAUAGAUGGAGACCUUCUCAGUGGGGUUUGCUUUGUGGGACUCAACAGCAUUGAUCCCCUGAGAGGGUUUGUAUUGGCACCUCUCUUUGUCUAUCUUUUCAUUGGAACCUCCUUCCUCCUGGCUGGAUUUGUAUCCCUCUUCAGGAUUAGAACAAUCAUGAAACAUGAUGGCACCAAGACAGAAAAACUUGAGAGGCUUAUGGUGAGAAUUGGGGUUUUCAGUGUCCUUUAUACUGUACCAGCAACAAUUGUCAUAGCAUGCUACUUUUAUGAACAGGCUUUUAGGGAGCAUUGGGAACGUAGCUGGGUGAGCCAAAACUGUAAGAGUUUGGCUAUCCCCUGUCCUCUUCAAUACACACCACGCAUGACCCCUGAUUUUACAGUAUAUAUGAUUAAAUAUCUGAUGACCCUGAUUGUUGGCAUCACCUCAGGCUUUUGGAUCUGGUCAGGAAAAACUCUUCAUUCAUGGAGAAAGUUCUAUACCCGGCUUACCAACAGCAAACAUGGGGAGACCACAGUGUGAGCACUAAGGUUAAUGUAUUUCUUUGUAGAAAUCUCUAAACCAAGUCCACCAUUGACUACAAUUGCCCCAUCUUUAUCUGGAUCUCAACCAGGUUUUGUAGUUCAUGACCCAACUGACCAUUCUCAAUACAUUCAGGUACAUCUCUCUGGAGUUGUAAUUAAAACUGUACAUAUUUUUUUGUAAAUGUAAUUAUAUAUUUCUAUUUAAAAUAAUUUUGGUUGUUAAAAAGAAGAGAAGAACCAAUGAUUUUCUUAGGAAGUACAAGUUUGCUCUCUUUUUUUUUUAAAUGCUUAGUAGACUUGGCAGUGCCUUAAAAUGGAGACACAAAGACUGUUUCCUGUUGGUUUUGGCUCUGAGUGGAUAUAUACAUAUAUUUUCCUGUUUUAUUCAGCAUUGCUCUGCUGAACUGUGGAAUCUACUAUUUUUCAUGUUCUUAAAAUUUCAUUUGGAACGCAACCAAAGAACUCCAAGAUCUUUAGCUGCAUGAGUGGUAGAAGAUGUCCUCCUUAAACAGACAUUGCUGUUGUGGUGUUUCCAAGCUUGACAACUCUAAGGGAAUGCCUCACUGCUAGUACUGAAAAAGCACACUGAGCUGAACUUCUUAUACCCUGUGCACGGGGCCUAUGAUGCAGUAAACACUAGCCCUUCAAGUAUGUUUCAAAGUUUGCAUGUGUUUGCUGCAGACACAAGUUACUGAACUGGUGGCUUAAUGGUGAAAAAAAUCUGUCCAGAAGCUGAUAUUUGAGUGUGAUGCAGCAUGGGGGGGGGGGGGGGGUAAUGGGGGUUGCCUGAUUAUAUCUCCAGACUCUAUAUACUUUGGAGAGUUUACUUUCAAAUUCAGCACAUUCUGGAGAAAUACCGAUCUGUGUUUAAAUGGUUUUUUUUUUUAUGUGAUUUUAUUAUUUUUUGUGUCUCCCUUUUAAAUAAAAAAAUCGUUAUUUUUAGGUAAAAACCAUUAACAAACCUUGUGCUGCUCUCGUUUUUUUGUAAUGUAAUUAGAGCUUACCAUUUUAGAAGAAGCAAUUCUCUGCAACUUAUAACAAUUAAUUACUAUCCUAAAAAGGCUGAUAUGGAAAAUGGAUUUAAUGUAAAAUUUCUUGUUAAACAUCAAAUGUCAUUUACAUUUGGAAAUUGAAUUGGCAUGUUAGAGAAAAUAAUACUACACACACACACACAUAUAUAUAUAUAUAUAUAUAUAUAUAUGUGUGUGUGUAUAUUUAUUUUUAUUUUUUAAGCCGUGUAGCUUUAAAGGGACAGUGAACUUUAAAACUGUGUUAUGUACAUCAUAGAACACUAUUUACACAUAUUAAAUAUAAUUGUAAUUUAAAAA